This is a messenger RNA of Dictyostelium discoideum AX4, 609 nucleotides long. RefSeq lists its product as hypothetical. The record is from RefSeq and is a predicted model, not a curated record. The coding region runs from base 1 to 609 and encodes 202 amino acids. The transcript has 4 exons. NCBI's taxonomy places the organism in Eukaryota, Evosea, Eumycetozoa, Dictyosteliales, Dictyosteliaceae.
AUGUGUAGUUGCAUAAUGUAUUUUGAAAAUUGUAAUUCAAAUGAUGAUGAAUUCUAUUCAAUGUUAUUAAAUAAUAAUAGAUAUUAUUCAUAUAAAAGUAAUGAACCUAGAAGAAAUCAAUUAUUUAAGAAUUCAUUUAAGUUUGGAAAUUUUAAAUUAUUUAAAUUAAUAGAAUUAGCAUAUAAACAAUUAGAUAAGCCAAUGUUAAAAAUUGAAUUUAUAAAUCAAGAUAUUUAUAGAGCAAGUACUAAUAGUAAUAAAAAAGAAUUUGAAAAGUAUAAAUCAUUAUUAUUAUCAUCAUCAUCAUCAUCAUCAUCGUCACAAGAAAUAUCAAAUAUUGAACCAUCAUUUAAAUUAGAUCCACCAAUUUGUUAUUCUCAUAGACUUUAUUCAAUUACUAUUGCAAUGAAAGCAAUGAUUGGUUUAAUAAAUUCACCAUCACUUUCAAAUGGUUGUAGUGAUAGUGAUGGUGAUGAUGUAAUUUUUAAAAAUGAACAUUUCUUUGGUUUAAAUAAUUUAAAAUCAAUUUCUGAUUUUAUUUAUUUAAUUAAUCAUAAAUUUACAAAUCAAAAAGGACCAUUCUAUUUUAAUUUGGAUUUAAUAUUUUAG